UACUAUAUAUAUUUUUGUUGGGGACGGUGUGGGAGCUGUACAGAAAGAGACUUCUGCUUACGCUCCCUCCUUCCUUCCUUUUCUCCUCCUUAUCUUUCUUCGUCGUCUUCCUCUUUCAGAAAGGGAAAAAAACAAAGGCCAGAAAAAAGAAGAGAAAUGGGGAAUUGCCAGGCCAUAGAUGCAGCAGCCCUGGUUAUACAACACCCAAGUGGGAAGAUAGAGAGGCUGUAUUGGCCGGUGAGCGUGAGCGAGGUGAUGAAAACGAAUCCGGGCCACUAUGUUUCUUUGAUCAUCCCAUUGCCUGCGUCCGAGGAUGAUCAGGAUCAGGAUAAGACCAAGACCGUGCGGUUCACCCGCGUUAAGCUUCUCCGGCCGACUGAUACUCUUGCUCUUGGUCAUGCUUAUCGGCUGGUCACUACUCAAGAGGUUAUGAAGGUGUUGCGGGCAAAAAAGUUUGCCAAAACGAAGCAGAGGCAGGAGGUGGAAUCAGCUGAGAUGUCACAGACAGUGUCAGAGAAGCAGACUCCAGGCUUUGAGGCAGAAGGGAAGUCAGAUAAGGAGAAGAAAUACCAGGUGAUGAGACAUGAAAGACAGAGAGUAAGGACACCAUCAAUGAGCUCUGCUGUAAUGAGGUCAAAGUCUUGGCGCCCCUCACUUCUGAGCAUCUCUGAGGCUGGAAGCUGACUGCUAUUUUCAACACCUUCAUACCCGAUUUUCUACAUAGAUGGAUUCCCAAGAUGGGCAAAAAGAUUCAUUAAAUCCAUGGAGGCACCAAGAUUUCUGAUUCAUCUUCAACCACAGCUCCAGAUUUUCAUACCAUUUUCUAGUUGUAGAACAUCAUUGUGGAUUCCAAAAGAAGCGGUGAAUCUUACUGUAAUAUUGGAAGUAAUAUUUUCUGAUAUAUAUAUGGUCUUGGCUCCA
This is a messenger RNA of Carya illinoinensis, 921 nucleotides long. RefSeq lists its product as uncharacterized. The transcript has 3 exons. The coding region runs from base 157 to 684 and encodes 175 amino acids. The record is from RefSeq and is a predicted model, not a curated record. Lineage: Eukaryota; Viridiplantae; Streptophyta; Magnoliopsida; Fagales; Juglandaceae.